Molecule: messenger RNA, 2971 nt
Organism: Myxocyprinus asiaticus (Chinese sucker)
Lineage: Eukaryota; Metazoa; Chordata; Actinopteri; Cypriniformes; Catostomidae
Product: claudin-11-like
Exons: 4
Coding region: 29-679 (216 amino acids)
Biological process (GO): bicellular tight junction assembly; cell adhesion
Cellular component (GO): bicellular tight junction; plasma membrane
Molecular function (GO): structural molecule activity
Source: RefSeq, a predicted model, not a curated record
UCAGGAAUUGUUCUUAAAUUCUUGCAGAAUGUCGCAUAGCUGUCGUCUGCUCUGUGGGUUUUUAAUGAGCUGCGUCGGCUGGACUGGUAUUAUAAUCGCGACCUCAACAAAUGAUUGGGUGGUGACCUGUAAAUACGGCAUGCACACCUGCAGGAAGAUGGAUGAGCUGGAGACCAAGGGCUUGUGGACAGAGUGCGUCAUCUCGACCGCUCUUUACCACUGCAUCUUACUCAACCAGAUCCUGGAUAUACCUGCUUACAUCCAGACGUCUCGCGCUCUGAUGGUCUCCGCCUCUUUGCUUGGUCUGCCCUCUCUGGCUCUUGUGCUGCUGGCGAUGCCAUGCGUCAAACUAAGCCAAGAGACAGAGAACACUAAAUGCAAACGUGCAGUCUUGGGAGGGCUCCUUAUGCUGUUCAUAUCUCUAUGUGGGAUGGUGUCAACAGUGUGGUUCCCCAUUGGUGCACUUCACGAGGACGGUCUGAUGUCGUUCGGGUUCUCGUUGUAUGCUGGCUGGGUCGGUUCAGCCCUCUGUUUUUUUGGCGGCUCUGUGAUGACAUGUUGUUCACGGGCCGACGGUCCGACCCAGAAUUCUGAAAACCGCUUCUACUACUCAAAACACAGUGGAGUAACCAACUCUGGCCAUCCUCUAAACAGUCAUGCCAAAAGCUCACAUGUUUGAGAGUGGAGACAUACACACAAUGGAUAAGAGUUCAGGCUUAAAUCUCAAGAUGGGUUUUGGGCACACAUACAUACAACCUCACACACCUUUGAAAUAUGUGUGGAAUUUGUUUUCCACUGCCAUGGUUUGACUGCAACCAUGUGAAGAAUGGGAGAGAACAGAGAAUUUGGUGGAAACUGUUAUUCUUUUUCUUUUUUUCUUUUUUUUGUAGUAAAACUCUAAGACGUCUGAACAUGAAAGGCUUUGUUUAAACAGAAAUCAGUCCAAAGAGAAUCACAGUUCCUUCUUUCCUCAGCAUAUUUGUUUUCAAAGAGUAGGUUCAAAGUAAUGUCAAAUUACACAUUAUUUACUUUAUUCCUAUAUUUUUGCUUUAAGUGACAAGAAUCACAUUUAUUUAUAUGGGUAGUUGACAUAUAACAUGGAUUUUUAAAAAAUCUUAUAUUGUAGGUUAUAAUCAAGGAUGUAACUAAAUAUUCAAGACUGGGCAGACCAAAUGUAAAAUUGUAAGAAUCUGUAAUUGUAUUUGUUCAAAUGUGGUUACAGCCCUGUUAAAAUGUUGCAUGAAUAUAUAAAUGAAGACGGACAUUUUAGAUACUCUGACUGGUCACCAUUUCUUUAAGGUUUUUAACUUUGUAAUCACAUUUUAGCUUUUCUUAACACUGCACUUAAAUAGUCCAGUUUUUUUAAAGUACUAAAGUACAGUUGUCUCUCAAUUAUGAUGUCAAAAACUGCAUGAUAAUUAUACAAAAGUUAGUAAAAUGUUUUUUAAAGUAGUUUUUGAUAAAGUAUACAGUGGCAGGAAAAAGUAUGUGAACCUUUUGGAAUUACAGGCAUUUAUGUAUAAAUUUGUCUUAUAAUCUGGUUUGAACUUCAUCUGUUACAAUAAUGAAAAAAAACCACAAUCUGUUUUAACUAAUAACACACAAACUAUUGUAUUGUUCUUGUACAUAUUGAAUACAUAAUUCAAACAUUCACAGUGUAGGUUGAAAAAAGUAUCUGAACCCCUAGGCUAAUGAUGUCAACAAAAGUUAGAGUCAGAAGUUGGCAAACCUGGCAUCCAAUUAAUGAAUCGUGAUUGGAGGUGUGGGUUAGAGAUACUUUGACUUAUAAAAAGCACUCAAACAUUUUGGGUUUGCUAUUCACAAGAAAAAUCUGCUGAAGUGGACCAUGCCUAGCAAAAAAGAAAUCUCAGAAGACCUACGAUCAAGAAUUGUUGCUUUGCAUGAAGUUGGAAAGGGUUACAAAGUUAUUUUGAAGAGCUUAGAUAUUCAUCUGUCCACAAUUAGACAAAUUGUCUAUAAAUGGAGACGAUUUAGUACUGUGGCUACUCUCCCUAGAAGUGGCCAUCCAGCCAAGAUGACUCAACGAGCACACCACAGAAUGCUCAGUGAGGUAAAAAAGAACCCUUGAGUGACAGUUAAAGACUUGAUGCAAUCAUUUGAACUGGUUAAAACCUGCUACACAGAAAACAUUAAACAGGCAUGGUGUCCAAGCCACUGCUUUCCACUAAAAACAUUACUGCGUGCCUGAAGUUUGCCAUUGACCACCUUGACACUCCACAACGCUGCUGGGAAAAUGUUUUGUGGACUGAUGAAACUAAGGUUGAACUGUUUGGGAAGAACAUGCUGCACUACGUAUGGCAACAUGGAAACAUUAUCCCAGCGUUGAAGUAUGGUGGAGGGAGUUUAUGAUUUGGGGCUGUUUUGCUGCUUCGGGCCUGGACCACCAUCAUCGAGGGAAAAAUUAAUUCUAUGUAGUUUAUCUCUACUAUCCUAUCCUAUCCUACAGGAUAAUGUCAGGGUGACUGUGUGCCAGAUGAAGCUCAGUAGAAGUUGGGUGAUUCAACAGGACAAUGAUCCUAAACAUCGAAGUAAAUCCACUACAGAAUGGGUUAAAAAAAAAAAAGAAAAUCCACCUUUUGGAGUGGCCCUGUCAGAGACCUUAACCCAAUAGAGAUGCUGUGUAAUGACCUUGAGAACCACUUACACCAGACAUAUUAAGAAUAUGGCUGAGCUGAAGCAGUUCUGUUAGGAAGAAUGGUCCAAAUUUCCUUCUGAAUGUUGUGCAGGUCUAAUCCACAGCUACCGGAAAGGCUUGGUUAUUGCUGCCAAAGGAUGAUCGACCAGUUAUCAAAUCCAAGUGUUCAAUUAUAUUUUACACAUUACUGUGAAUGUUUAAUAGGAUGUGUUCAAUAAAGACAUGAAAGAUUAUAAUUGUUUGUGUGUUGUUAGCUUAAGCACCAUCAUCUUUUUCUCUACUUGUGACUUUGAUGAAGAUGAGAUCACAUUUUAU